Messenger RNA from Myotis daubentonii (Daubenton's bat), 2233 nucleotides. RefSeq names its product atypical chemokine receptor 5 (gene ACKR5). Gene Ontology annotation, cellular component: membrane. The record is from RefSeq and is a predicted model, not a curated record. Gene Ontology annotation, biological process: G protein-coupled receptor signaling pathway. Lineage: Eukaryota; Metazoa; Chordata; Mammalia; Chiroptera; Vespertilionidae. Gene Ontology annotation, molecular function: G protein-coupled receptor activity.
UGGGGGAAGGCAGGAAAAAUCCCGGUCCUUUCCCACAGAGCCUCAGCCAGUGAUGCUGCUUCCGGACGAGGAGGGCAGCCUGAAGCCCGAAGCAAAGCCAGCUGCAAGGCCACCGUCCCUCCAGCCUCCUUGCAGCUCCCCAACAGUCCAGGCCCUCUGCCUCCAGGACCGGAGGUGUCCCCAAGGAAACUCAGACCCAGGAUCUUUCCCCCCAGCCUCCUGGCCCCGGUGCCCUGCGGCCUGGGGGACGGGACACAAAGCUGUUUCCCAAGUCUCCUUUCUCCUCCAACGCGCUCUUCUCCCCACCAGGCAUCUGCGGGUCCUGAUGUCAGUCACGGCCAGCAUGGAGUCCCGGCCCCCCAGCGGGGUCACUGCAGGGCCUGCCAGUGACCCUGGAGAGAUCCACAACUGGACUGACCUGUUCUACUUCUUCAACCACAGUCUGCCCGAGUGCCACGUGGAGCUCAGCGAGAGCACCAAGCGCGUGGCCCUCUUUGUCCUCUACCUGGCCAUCUUCGUGGUCGGGCUGGUGGAGAACCUCCUGGUGAUCUGCGUCAACUGGCGCAGCUCGGGCCGGGCGGGGCUGCUGAGACUCUACGUCCUCAACAUGGCCGUGGCGGACCUGGGCAUCGUCCUGUCUCUGCCCGUGUGGAUGCUGGAGGUCACGCUGGACUACACCUGGCUCUGGGGAAGCUUCUUCUGCCGCUUCACCCACUACUUCUACUUUGCCAACAUGUACAGCAGCAUCUUCUUCCUGGUGUGCCUCAGCAUCGACCGCUACGUCACCCUCGCCAGCGCCUCUCCCUCCUGGCAGCGCCACCAGCACCGCGUGCGGCGGGCGGUGUGUGCGGGCGUCUGGGUGCUCGCGGCCAUCAUUCCGCUGCCCGAGGUGGUCCACAUUCAGCUGGUCGAGAGCUUCGAGCCCAUGUGCCUCUUCCUGGCACCUUUUGAAACCUACAGCACGUGGGCCAUGGCGGUGACCCUGUCCACCACCAUCCUGGGCUUCCUGCUGCCCUUCCCUCUCAUCACGGUCUUCAAUGUGCUGACGGCCUGGCGGCUUAAGCGGGCAGGACGGCCUGAGAGCCGGCGCCACUGCCUGCUGGUGUGCGCCUACAUAGGCGUCUUUGUGGUCUGCUGGCUGCCCUACCAUGUGAACCUGCUGCUGCUCUCACUGCACGGGACCCACAUCCACCUCCACUGCUACCUGACCCACCUGCUCUACUUCUUCUAUGACGUCAUCGACUGCUUCUCCAUGCUCCACUGCGUCCUCAACCCCAUCCUUUACAACUUCCUCAGCCCGACCUUCCGGGACCGGCUGCUGAGUGCUGUGGUCCAUUACCUUCCCAAGGCCCAGCCCGGGGCGAGCAGACGUGCCUCGUCUUCCUCCUCCUCCACGCAGCAUUCCAUCAUCAUCACCAAGGAGGGCACCGAGCCCACUGCAGCGGGCCCCCACCACCCCAGCCUGCACUCCCAGGCACCAAAUCCCUCACCCGUCUCCGCUCCUGGGUCUCUUACAGCCAGCUGAGGUGGGGUUCGCUCUCCUCCCUCAUGAAGUAGAAAGCUGGAGGUGGAGGUGAGAGAUUGGGGGGCGGGGGGGGGGCAGGGAAAAGGGUCAAAGCACUCAUGGUCGACUUGGAGUCUAUCUUACACCUUGAGGUGGGGAGAGGGAAAAGGGGUAGAGAGGGAUAAAGAAUGGGUCCUUGGUGUGGUCCUAUGUGUCUCAGUCCUUGUGUCUAAGACAGACGCACAGGAAAAAGGGUGAAAUAAAUAAUAGACAGCCAUGAUUCGAUCUCUAAAAGUCUGCACUUGCCGCUGAGUGGGGAAGGAGCUAAGGCUAAACGGCUGCUCGGCAGAACGGACACGCAUUGCAGAACCGCCCUGGCCGGAAGCGUGAGCUCUGCAGGAACCUCUCAAAGCUUUCCUCUGCAUGUGUGCGCUCGCUGCUCUCCCAGCGCACCCCGCACCGUGCACCGCGCAGGCUGUGGGGACAAGAGGCCAGAGGCCACGGAACCAGAAGGUCUCAGCAGGACGUUUCCGGCAGCGCACCCUCAGUGCUGUGAUAGUGGAGGGAGUGGGGAGGCGGGCGGGGUGAGGCCGAGGUCUGCACAGGCACCCGCAGCUGGGCUGGCAGGAUGGCCCUCCACCCCUUCCGCCAUCCAGGAAGUUCUCCAUUUCCUAGCUGACACUCUCCCCUGGCUGGUCCAUCCUGUGCCCACCCCCACCCCCACCCCCA